This is a messenger RNA of Penaeus vannamei (Pacific white shrimp), 2498 nucleotides long. The record is from RefSeq and is a predicted model, not a curated record. Lineage: Eukaryota; Metazoa; Arthropoda; Malacostraca; Decapoda; Penaeidae.
UGAAUAUAUAUAUAAAGUUUGUAUUUAUGUAUGUAUUCGUGUGUGCUCGUGUGCAUGUCUGUACGUGGCACGCGCGUCGCCCCGCGAUGUCCCUGUGAGAAAGUCCCGCCUGGAGUGGCAGUUCGCGAGCGCCCUUGGGAAGGCCAGGACCGCGGCCGCGACCGACGCCGCCCUUGCCCCGAGGGAGUCUGUUGGGGCGUGAGCCAAGGGGAGAGAGGGAGUGGUGAGCCUCGGAGUCUGAGAGCGGCCAUGUUUUAUGUUCCAGAGGAGAUCGCCCACGCUGACGCUCCUGGCCCUGCAGCAGCGGGCGGCCGGCGGGGGCAACGGCGGCGGCGGCGGCGGUGGCGCCCUCAGCAGCGGCAGCAACAGCUUCGUGUGCAGCGCCUGCUCCAAGUCGUUCCUGAGCGGCUGGGAGCUGCGGCGCCACCUGCACGCCCACGCCGACGCGCGCCCCUUCCGCUGCUCCUACUGCACGCACCGCUCCAACUUCAAGCACAACCUCAAGUCCCACAUCCGCACCAUCCACCCGGGCAAGCCGUUCGCCUUCAGGAUGGAGGGCGCGGCGCCCACGACGGACGUUCAAAAUCAGCUUUUUAGACAAAGAAGUGCUAGCGUAACCUGGGCCAAUGUGAUAGAACGUGAAAGACCUUUCAUGCCGGAAGUUUGGGUGUUGGUGGUGGCGUGGGAGCGAAGGCGCGGUGGCGGGAGUGGUAGAGCAGAGCCUGAAGACGGAUGCCUGCGGGCGCGGCCGGGGGGCGCGAGGUUCCCCCGAGGCGAGGGUCGGCGACGCCGGCGGGGGCAAGUAAGUGCAGGAGGAGGAGGGCGUCGGGAGAGCGGCGCAGGAGCGGAGAGGGACGAGGGGCUGACGCGUGUCUUGUGCUUGCAGGCGUCCGUGGCGAUGGCAGCGGCGGCGGCAGCUGCGGCGGCGGCGGCGAUGGACGCGUCCCUGGGCGGCGUCGGGGGCGUCGGGGGCGGCGGCGGCGGCGCGGGGCCUGGCCGACUUCCAGUGCCCCGCCUGCGGCCGCCGCUUCGCGCGCGCCACUGGCACCUGAAGCGGCACCUGGCCACGCACCUGACCGUCAAGCCGUUCAAGUGCCCCUACUGCCCGCACGCCGCCAACAUCAAGAACAACCUCAAGCUCCACAUCCGCAAGAUCCACCCGGGGGAGGCGCUGCCGGAGGAGCGGGCGCGCCAGGACGUGUAGGGCGGCGGGAAGGGAAGCGCCUCCCGCCCCUCGGCCGCCCCCUCCUCCUACAAAUAUUAUGACAACGAUGAGCAAAAAGCUAAAGAAGGGGAACCUUAAACACGACCCCGCGGGGAUUUGAGGGAGGCCCAGCAGGGCGCAGAGGGGAGCAGGGGAGCAGGGGGGGGGGGAUGCGGAAACGUACAAAUCUCUUGAGAGAAUGGGAAGGGAAUCACGUGUUGCAAUGAUGAUCAUGGAAACCGGAAAUACAGUCUUUCGCUGCAUGGACGCUUUCAGAGUGUUGAAAAGUUAGCAGUAAUUUGCAAUGAUAACGGAAUGGGGAUCUUUAACCUGUUACUAGUCAGGCCGUGUUGUGUGGCUCCUUUUGUGUAGGAAUUAUCGUUGCUUCUGGAAAACCGUCUGUUCCGAUUUCAGCCGAAAGUGAAUGACACUCCAUGAAGACCCUUCUCUCUGUACGCAAGAUUGAUUUCUCGAGUGCAGUGGGGUCUCUAAGCCUGGGAACACUGUGGGGGAAGCAGUGAAGGAAAGCCAUGUGACAUGUGGGCGUGGGAAGAGCCAGGCGCGUGGGAGGAAGGCCAGGGCGGGCAUGGUUUGGCCUCGGGCAUGGCUUCUUGUACCUGCGGUGCAGCAUGAGAUCCUUGCGGGGAGCCCAGUGGCGCGAGAAAUCCUGGCGGACGUGCCUCCAGGGCUUGCUGGCGCCCGAGGAUCGGAGAGGCGGCGGGGCUUGAGACGACCUAGUGACGAGACGACGUUUUCUGUGUUGCAGGCGGCGGCGACGGCGGUGCUGACGGAGGAAGUGGCACUGAGCGGCUCCUUCCAGUGUCCCGCCUGCGGCCGCUGCUUCGCGCGCCAGUGGCACCUGAAGCGGCACCUGGCCACGCACCUGGCGGUCAAGCCCUUCAAGUGCCCCUACUGCCCCCACGGCGCCAGCAUCAAGGACAAGCUCAAGCAGCACAUCCGCAAGAUCCACCCGGGCGAGCAGGUGCCGGCCGACUUCGAGGUCGUCCCGUCCUGCGGCGCCGCCUCCGACGCGCUGCCGUAGGAGGGGGCCGGCGACCCCGCGGCCGAGCUGCCCCAAGUGCCACUUAACCUCACUCCCGGGUUUCCCUUACGCCCGACCCGGCCCCCGAGGGCUCUGGCCGGCGCCGAUGCCCAGGUCUCUGCUGCAGGGGCGGCCCUCAACUCGCUCCUUAGCGAAGGGGAGGACCUCCCGCCUGCCCUGCGGCGCGCGAAGGAAGUCCCGCUGUGCCUGCUUUAGGAAGUGUCAUUUUCCCUUAAAGAAAAAAAGAAAAAA